AUGGCCCGGAAGAUGUGGAACAUCCAGCGGCCUUGGGAAACGGUGCCUGAGGACCAGGAGGAGGAAGCGGCCACCAACACUGAGCCCCAGGGAGUUCAGGCAGAGUACUUCCGGCCGCCGGCUCGGGACAAGCUGGGGGUCGCAGUGUCACGGAACUUGGGAAAGCCCCCAGCCAUGACGCUGACUUACUGGGAGAAAUGGAACAUGGUGUGGCUGGCAGCGAAUUUUUACAUUCACUUCGGCUGGGAGAUCAGCUUGCUGAACUUCUUCGACUACGCUGAGUGGAAGGAGGGGUUCAAAUCCUGGAAUCCAUUCUGCCAAGCCUUCUUCAGCUACGGCGACUACGACCGGCGCUACAAACUGAAGCCGCCAGCCGACUACCAUGGCACGAAGGCCAGCAUCGACAAGGUCGUCUUGGCAGUGGAAGUGCCUGCCGGAAUCAUCGACGGUGCGCUCUGCUGCCUUUGGCUGAAGGGAAUUCUGGACAAUGCCUGGUACAGGUAUCCGGUGCAGCUUGUCGUCAGUGCACUGCACGCCUUCGGCACAGUCGUGUUCUGGUCAGAUGAGCUGGUGCCAGGAUGGAUGAACUGGAUGAGAGGCAAAGGUUGGAAGUGGACCCACACGGAUGGACCCAAGUCUAUCCACUGGUGGUGGGCCUUCAUUGGAUCGAAUCUGGUGUGGGUGGUCGUUCCGAUGAUGUACGCCAAGAGCGCGAUUGAUGUCAUCAAGCCUGCGAUGCAAGCGCUCAAGAAUUGA
Symbiodinium natans is the source of this 756-nucleotide messenger RNA. NCBI's taxonomy places the organism in Eukaryota, Dinophyceae, Suessiales, Symbiodiniaceae. The record is from the annotation of a GenBank genome assembly.